Messenger RNA from Ostreobium quekettii, 939 nucleotides. The record is from the annotation of a GenBank genome assembly. Lineage: Eukaryota; Viridiplantae; Chlorophyta; Ulvophyceae; Bryopsidales; Ostreobiaceae.
AUGGCAGAAGGAGGCGGGGGGCUGGCGGGGCGUGCGGGAUUGGCCGGGCUGACGCCUUCCUUUACCAAGCCCAACGCGCGGGUGUCCAGUGGACACAUGUUUCCAUGCAUCGGCGGGGUUCCUCUGGGAGAAGGCGGCAGACAGAAGAAAAAAAAGCGCAAACGCACUCCGUCGCCAUACAAUAUGUUCAUGCGCGAGGAGGUCAAGAGGCUGAAGGAUGCUAACCCCGACCUGGACCACCGCGAGGCGUUCAAGAGGGCUGCCAGCAAUUGGGCCAAGUCUCCCGACAAGUGCCGGCCGCCUGCCGAUGGCUUCCACGCGGACGCCGCAGCAGACCUGCCUGACCUCGGCUGCCAGCAACCAGCGCCUGGCGGAGACCCCAGCACACCGGAGGGCCACACGGACGGGCCUCAGGAAACGGCUCGCGCGCCCGCAGGCGGCCUCGAUAACGUCGACGCACCUGAAGGAUGCGCUGGCACAGCGCUGGGAAUUGAGGCCGUGGAGAGCUUGGCUGCUGAGCUGGACGCCGCGGCUCACGUUCAGGAGGCUCAUGAGCCUGCAGGUGGUGGGCUGGAUUGGGCAGCGGAAGGCGAAUCAAGAGGGAACGCAGAAGCCCUGGAAGGGGGCGCGCAGGCAGGGUGUCGACCAAGCAGCCCUGUGGACUGUGGAGGGCUGUCUGCGAGGUUGGGCGCCAGGUGCAAAUCGUGCGAGGGAGUAUGUGAAGGCGCCACUGCCCAGAGUGACGCGCCUGAAGAGGCGGUGGGGUCGAGAGGGGAGGCGGUGUCGGAAGGGCGCUGCGAGGAGGAAGCGGCGAAGUGCUCGGGAGACGAGGGCCAGGGGGACCAGGUGCCGGAGGCGUAUCGAUGCGCGGUCGGACCCGGUGAAGGGGACCGCCUUUCGGAACUGAUGGUGGCGAAUGUUGGGCUGGACGCGGCGUGA